ACUGACUGAUGACGCCAAUCAUAUCAUAUCAUAUCAUAACCCUCAGCAUCCGCCGGUCUAGAUCGCUUUUAUUGAAUAGCUCAAAUGCCCAAAGGUCAUAUCAAACACAGCAUCCCUGCCAUUCCCCCGGGCGCCGGAAUGUCUUUCUGCUUCAUGUUGCAGCAGCCAUGUCGAGCCCUACCAACACCGAUGUAGGUAGCCCAGAUAUCGGAGCACCAAGCAAUGGAAUGCUGGCGUGGUUGGCUGCCAUCUUGCUCCCGCUUAUGGCUUUGAUAAUUAUGUUUUUGGUAGGGAUACCUAAGUAUGUCUUACCGCUUCUUGACUGCAGAGGGGCAAAGAUUAACGGCUACAAAGAGUCUAUAGAUGGGCCAGGCCAAGGUCUUCUGUAUCCUCGGGAGGAACAUCGCCUACCACAGUGUCAUCAAGCGACUCACAGCGUCGGGACCUGCCGCACCUCGACUCUUUUGCACCUCCGAGGACCAGCAAAGACAUGAGGUCGAAUAUCAUGAGCCAUACUCACGCCUCGUGGGCUGAACCAGCCUCUAGCAUGACAUGUGCAAUCUGUUUGGGCGAGGUCAGCGACACGGACAUGCUUCGCCAACUCGAUUGUCAGCAUAUCUUCCACUCUGAUUGUAUCGCAACAUGGUACCUUGCGGAGCAUGAUACGUGUCCCGUAUGUAUUCAUAACUUUGUCACCUCUUCCUGUAGACUAGAAAGGCCACAGCAGGCGCAUUUAUAUGAAGGCCGGAUAGAGAAUGUGUAGAUACCUAUUCUGGCUAGAACCAAUACUAUAUCCUUUUGACCA
This is a messenger RNA of Fusarium verticillioides 7600, 805 nucleotides long. RefSeq lists its product as hypothetical. The transcript has 2 exons. The record is from RefSeq and is a predicted model, not a curated record. Bases 9 to 494 code for a protein of 161 amino acids. Lineage: Eukaryota; Fungi; Ascomycota; Sordariomycetes; Hypocreales; Nectriaceae.